Molecule: messenger RNA, 1497 nt
Organism: Hirsutella rhossiliensis
Lineage: Eukaryota; Fungi; Ascomycota; Sordariomycetes; Hypocreales; Ophiocordycipitaceae
Product: kinase
Exons: 6
Coding region: 1-1497 (498 amino acids)
Biological process (GO): regulation of mRNA processing; protein phosphorylation; spliceosomal complex assembly
Molecular function (GO): ATP binding; protein kinase activity
Source: RefSeq, a predicted model, not a curated record
AUGAGCUUCCUCAAAACCAGGUCGCAUCACUUGUCCGGCGCAAUGGCCCCCUCUCCCUCAUCUUCGUCCGUCGACGACCCCGCCGACAACACGGCCGACGAGGAAGAUUCCGAGGACUACUGCAAGGGCGGCUACCACCCCGUCCAGAUUGGCGAGAAGUUCAAGGACGCCAAGUACACGGUUGUGGUGCGCUCCGCCGCCCACUACACCGAGACGGCCAUCGACGAGAUCAAGCUGCUCAGCAAGAUCGUCCAGGCCAACCCCGACCACCCUGGCCGCAAACACGUCGUCAGCCUCCUCGACUCAUUUGAACACAAGGGCCCCAACGGCACCCACGUCUGCAUGGUCUUCGAGGUCCUGGGCGAGAACCUCCUCGGCCUCAUCAAGCGCUGGAACCACCGCGGCAUCCCCAUGCCCCUCGUCAAGCAAAUCACAAAGCAGGUCCUCCUUGGCCUCGACUACCUCCACCGCGAGUGCGGCAUCAUCCACACAGACCUCAAGCCCGAAAAUGUCCUCAUCGAGAUUGGCGACGUCGAGCAAAUUGUGAAAAAGGUCGUCAAGAGCGACCCCGGCGACAAGGAAAACAACCGCAACGGCCGUCGGAGGCGGAGGACCCUUAUAACCGGCAGCCAGCCCCUUCCCUCGCCCCUCAACUCCACCUUUAAUCACUCCAACCUGUUCCCCUCGGUGGGCUCCCAGCCCAGCCUCGCAGGCGUCCUCAACGAAGGCACUGGGAGCACCAAGGAAUCCUCGCCCAAGUCGGCCGACGAGUCGCAGAAGCAGCGGGAGAAGUCUGCGGACGUUCUUAGCCGGGAAGUGUCCGGCAUCUCUCUCGACAAGUCGAGCAGUUCUUCGGCCUCGACUGGCGAGAAGCGCAAGGCAGAGGAUCCGCUUUCCUUUGAAAUUAUCAGUGUCAAGAUUGCGGACCUGGGCAACGCCUGCUGGGUCAACCACCACUUCACCAACGACAUCCAGACCCGGCAGUACCGCUCCCCCGAGGUGAUUCUGGGAUCGAAAUGGGGUGCCAGCACCGACGUUUGGAGCAUGGCGGCUAUGGUCUUCGAGCUCAUCACCGGAGACUACCUAUUCGAUCCGCAGUCUGGCACCAAGUACGGCAAAGACGACGAUCACAUUGCCCAGAUCAUCGAACUGCUGGGUCCGUUUCCGCGGUCGCUCUGCCUCAGCGGCAAGUGGAGCCAAGAGAUAUUCAAUCGAAAGGGCGAGUUGCGCAACAUUCACCGGCUGCGGCACUGGGCUCUACCCGAUGUGCUGCGCGAAAAAUAUCACUUCAAGGAGGAUGAAGCGAAGCGAAUCUCGACCUUUUUGACGCCAAUGCUGGAACUGGUACCGGAGAAGCGCGCAAACGCCGGGGGGAUGGCGGGGCAUGGCUGGCUAGACGACACGCCCGGCAUGAAGGGCCUCAAAGUCGAGGGCCUCGAGGUUGGGGGAAGAGGAGAGGGCAUCGACGGGUGGGCGACGGAAGUGAGGAAACGAUAG